Melanaphis sacchari is the source of this 615-nucleotide messenger RNA. RefSeq names its product alpha-crystallin B chain. Gene Ontology annotation, molecular function: protein folding chaperone. Gene Ontology annotation, biological process: protein refolding; response to heat. The record is from RefSeq and is a predicted model, not a curated record. The transcript is spliced from 4 exons. NCBI's taxonomy places the organism in Eukaryota, Metazoa, Arthropoda, Insecta, Hemiptera, Aphididae. Bases 1 to 612 code for a protein of 203 amino acids.
AUGGCACACAACACUGGCGUCAAGCGAGACAUCCCUAUCAAGUUGGGCGACUUCAGCGUGAUCGACUCUGAGUUCAGCAACAUCCGCGAGCGUUUCGACGCUGAAAUGCGAAAGAUGGAAGACGAGAUGACCAAGUUUCGUUCCGAACUCAUGAACAAAGAGUCUAACUUCUUCAAGACCACGUCCAAGACAUCACAUGUGGAAGAAAAGUCCUUCUCUCAGAACACAAUUUCGUCGAACCACAGCGAUCUGCCAGCUAGCCGACUAACUGGGGCUACGCCUAGUGGUUGGGUCGAAAGCAUUAACUCGCCGUUAAUUCAAGAGGAUGGCGACAACAAAAUGUUGAAACUCAGAUUUGACGUCAGUCAAUACGAACCCGAGGAAAUUGUCGUCAAAACGGUCGAUAACAAACUAUUGGUACACGCCAAGCAUGAAGAAAAAUCAGAUUCAAAAUCUGUGUACAGGGAAUACAACCGGGAAUUCUUACUUCCAAAAGGUACCAAUCCGGAAGCGAUCAAAUCAUCUCUUAGCAAAGACGGUGUGUUAACUGUUGAAGCACCAUUGCCUGCUUUAGGAGGGCCUGAUAAAUUGAUUCCAAUCUCGCAUCAUUAAAUA